AUGUGGCCUCUUGGACCAUCUACUGAAGUUGUGAUGGACGGGCGCGUGUCUCCAUCCGCGCGUUUCGCGCAGAGCCCCGGAAACUCCGCCAGGGUUCACAGCAUCGAGGCGAUAUUGGGAUUUAAAGAUGGCAUCGUCAACAAAUCGGCCUCCUUCAACAGCACGACGGAGAUGGCAAAAGACAGCAAACGGAGCGGGGAUGUGGUUGUAGCCCCGCUUAAGAAAAGUCGUCAAAGUUUUGACAGUGUGUGUACCACGAACACAUCGGAGGGCCCCGUGAGUCCCGACUCGCAGGAGGGAGACGGCAAACUGUCGGAUGAGGAAAACACGAAGAAGAAGCACCGGCGGAACCGGACCACGUUCACCACCUUUCAGCUCCACGAGCUGGAGAGAGCCUUUGAUAAGUCCCAUUAUCCGGAUGUGUACAGCCGAGAGGAGCUCGCCCUCAAAGUCAACCUGCCGGAGGUCCGCGUGCAGGUGUGGUUCCAAAACCGACGGGCGAAAUGGAGGCGCCAGGAGAAGAUGGAGGUGAGCUCCAUCAAGCUCCAGGACAACCCUUCCUCCUUGCUGUCCUUCAGCCGCUCCCCAACCAACUCCCUUGGCGCUGGUUUGCAGCUGGAUCCCUGGCUCACAACGCCGAUCACCACCUCCACCUCGCUGCAGUCGCUCCCGGGAUUCAUCAGCGCUUCCCAAGGCCUUCCAGGCCACUAUACACCGCCUCCCCCGCCUCCACCUCCGAUGCCUUCCUCCUUGCCAACCUCCUUCCUCAGCUCCCCCGCCCUGGGACACGGCCAUCAUCUGCCCCAUAUAGGUUCCAUAUGUCCCAUGUCCCCCACCACAUACCAGUGUUCAGGAUUCAUAGAUAAGCUGGCCCUGGAGGAGACAGAUCCGAGGAACUCCAGCAUUGCCUCGCUGAGGAUGAAGGCAAAGGAGCACAUCCAGUCUAUUGGGAAAACUUGGUGAAGUUGUAUGGACUGCUGUGAUGCACAUUCACACUCAGAGACACUGACUAUUGCAUCUGUUGACAACUGGCACAAUCCUCAUGCUUAUGGAUCAUUUUCUAAUUUUUUUUCUUAUUUUUUUUUUUUGAAGAGUGCU
This is a messenger RNA of Lampris incognitus (smalleye Pacific opah), 1098 nucleotides long. It is a transcript of the gene rax, whose product is annotated as retinal homeobox gene 3. NCBI's taxonomy places the organism in Eukaryota, Metazoa, Chordata, Actinopteri, Lampriformes, Lampridae. Gene Ontology annotation, molecular function: DNA-binding transcription factor activity, RNA polymerase II-specific; RNA polymerase II cis-regulatory region sequence-specific DNA binding. The transcript is spliced from 3 exons. The record is from RefSeq and is a predicted model, not a curated record. Gene Ontology annotation, biological process: positive regulation of transcription by RNA polymerase II. Bases 1 to 963 code for a protein of 320 amino acids.